Messenger RNA from Protopolystoma xenopodis, 843 nucleotides. The record is from the annotation of a GenBank genome assembly. NCBI's taxonomy places the organism in Eukaryota, Metazoa, Platyhelminthes, Monogenea, Polystomatidea, Polystomatidae.
GGUCAUCUUGAACAACUGGUAUUACAUGUGAAUUCAGAGGUCUGCUCCUUGGCUCUUCGUCUACUUUCCAGACUCUGGUUAAAGCAUCCUAGUGUUGCUCCAAUUUCGAUUGCCAACUCCAUUCUUUCUUGCCUUACUCGAUAUGCUGGCCAGUAUAACGGCAUUGAGCCUAUCACCUACGGGAAGGUGACUGAAGGCAGCUCCUCUCCUAUCCAUGAGAUGCUCGCUCUGCUUCCUAAUUCAAGCUUCAUUCCCUGCUCUUCUCCCUCUGGAUACGUGUCUUUCAGCUGCAGUGGCCUAUUUUCUUGUGCCGACGUUUAUACGCCUGGAGCUGGGUCUGAGCCUUGUUCUGUUGUAUUUCAAGCUUUGCCGGACGCUUGUCUCCUUGCUCCUACCUUGGCACCAAAACUGCUAUGUUUAGCUGCUCGCACUCUGAUCAUUGCAGCCGCUCGAGCUGGAUCCGCUUGCCAGUUGGCCGACUCGGAUCUGCUUUCCCGUAUCGAAGAGGCAUUAACUCGUGUUAGUUUGGAUGGCCUAGACUCGGCUUGCAUCGAGCAUGCCGCUGCUGAUUUGGUCAGCAGAGGUGUUAGUCAAAAUGCAUCAUUAUCUUCUAGUGGGGCAUCUGCUAACGCUACAAAUCAAGGGACUAGCGUGACUGGUUGUCAAUCCGUGGCUACUGUGGCUGGCACGACUAUGAUAUCCAACGCUGAUGUUGGUGCGUUGGUAGGUGGUGGUGGAGGGCCAAAUUGUGUGGGACUUUGCCAAUCUGGGCCUGGCGAUUCUUUUUCUAAUGGAUUACUAACAGGAAUAGCUGUAACGACUGUUGGAGGUGUUGGAUCAUGA